AUGGUAUUUAAAGAAACUUUUAAAGUUGUUCGUUCUAGACAAUUGUGUGAGUUGUGUUUUUUGAAUCGUCCAUCUCUUAAACGUCCUAAAACUUCUCAAAAACUAUGUAAAGAUUGUUUUUAUUAUGUUUUUGAAACAGAAGUUCAUAACACUAUUAUGUCUAAUUCUUUGUUUUCUAGAGGAGAUAGAAUUGGAAUUUGUGCUUCGGGUGGUAAAGAUAGUACUGUGCUUGCUUAUAUUAUGAAAAUUUUAAAUGAUAAAUAUGAUUAUGGAUUGGAUUUAUAUAUGAUAUCUAUAGAUGAAGGUAUUCGUGGGUAUCGUGAUAGUGCUUUAGAGACUGUUAAGCGUAUUCAAAUUCAAUAUUCAAUACCUUUAAAAAUUGUAAGUUAUGAUGAAAUAUAUGGGUGGAAUAUGGAUAGUAUUGUUGAGCAUAUUGGUAGAAAAAAUAAUUGUACAUUUUGUGGUGUGUUUCGAAGACAAGCUCUUGAUAGGGGGGCUACAAUGCUGAAUAUUGAUCAUAUAGUUACAGGGCAUAAUGCGGAUGAUAUUGCUGAAACAAUUAUUAUGAAUUUAUUACGAGGAGAUAUUGCACGUCUUGGGCGUUGUACAGAGAUAUUAACAACAGGAGAAUCUAGAGUAAAAAGAUCUAAACCAUUCAAAUAUACAUAUGAAAAAGAAAUUGUAAUGUAUGCUCAUUUUAAAAAGCUUGAUUAUUUCUCUACUGAGUGUAUUUAUUCUGUUGAAGCUUUUAGAGGUACUGCUCGCGUUUUGAUAAAAGAAUUGGAAUCUUUAAGGCCUUCCUCAAUUAUUGAUAUUAUUCAUUCUGGUGAGGUGUUUUUGCUUUCCGAUGCCGCAAAAAAAAAGCUUCCAGUUCAAGGGAAUUGUAAAAAAUGCGGACAUAUGUCUAGUAAUGAUUAUUGUAAAGCAUGUAUGCUCUUGCAAGGGUUAAAUAGUGAAGCUAGUAAACUUAGUACUAAAGAAAUAAAGAAAUCAAUGAUUAAGUAA
Messenger RNA from Pneumocystis jirovecii RU7, 1005 nucleotides. Its product is annotated as cytoplasmic tRNA 2-thiolation protein 1. Gene Ontology annotation, molecular function: tRNA binding. The record is from RefSeq and is a predicted model, not a curated record. Gene Ontology annotation, biological process: tRNA wobble position uridine thiolation. Bases 1 to 1005 code for a protein of 334 amino acids. Lineage: Eukaryota; Fungi; Ascomycota; Pneumocystomycetes; Pneumocystales; Pneumocystaceae. Gene Ontology annotation, cellular component: mitochondrion; cytosolic tRNA wobble base thiouridylase complex. The transcript is spliced from 7 exons.